Molecule: messenger RNA, 2670 nt
Organism: Pecten maximus
Lineage: Eukaryota; Metazoa; Mollusca; Bivalvia; Pectinida; Pectinidae
Exons: 2
Coding region: 124-2091 (655 amino acids)
Biological process (GO): positive regulation of DNA-templated transcription
Cellular component (GO): chromatin; nucleoplasm
Molecular function (GO): ubiquitin-protein transferase activity
Source: RefSeq, a predicted model, not a curated record
CGUACAAAGCUGUCUUACAUGAAACAUUGGGACACGUUUAAUUCACUGGAAGACAAAACUGUGUACUCGCGUUCUGAGUUCAAUCUCUAGAAGAGUCAGCUUCUAACAGUGUUGACCCUCACAAUGGCCGAAGGUGGACGCCCUCCAGAACUGAAUUUACACUUACUGGAAUGUCCUAUUUGUCUGGAGAGACUUCAGAAACCUAAGUCCUUACCCUGUUUCCACUGCUUCUGUCAGAAAUGUCUCGGGACCUACAUCACCAAGGAGUUGUCAGGGAAGAUGGCGUCAGAAACAUCCUUCCCUUGUCCUGUCUGUAGGAGAGUGACCCCCCCUGUCAACCCUGUGGAAUCUAAGGACAAAUGGGCAGAACAGUUCCCGACUAACGUUGUGAUACAGGACCUCAUUCAGCUCAAGGAACGAUCGUCUGAACCACUGUACUGUAAACCCUGUCAGACAAAAGGUAACAUGACGAAUCCCGCGAAGUUUUGGUGCAAGAACAUGAAGGCGAUUUUUUGUGAAACUUGUAAGACACAGUUUCAUGAUAUCAUACACAGUGACUGUGACAUCUUGGAUAUAACCGGAUAUGGCGGAGGGCGACCAAAACAGGAAAAGUCAGCCCCUCGAUGUGACCAACACGAUGAGAAGAAAGUUUGGUAUUGUGAGGACCAUCAACUCUUAGGAUGCCAGAUAUGCGUUUUUGAGAACCAUAGAAGAUGUGAGGAAGUGACAACAACGAUAAAGUAUUUUCAGAAAAUAAAAGAUGGGUCACGGCUAGAAGACAUGCAAGACAUGCUGAAGAAAAACACGGAGGUUAUUGGCGUAAUAGUGAAGGACUUUGACGAACAGCUUCAAACUCUGGUACAGAACCAGGAAAUCGCACUACAGAGUAUCACCGAUCUACGUCAUAAGGUCGAUAAACGGUUAAACACGCUACAGAAGGACGUCACAGACAAGUUGAUCGCGUCGUUCAAAGAAGAGAAGAGACACGUGGAAGCGUCAUUGCGGCAGUGUGAACGUCUGAUGAAUAGUAUGUUAAAUACCAUGAAGUCGUCGGUUACCGCCGUAGAGGGAAAUGACCACAUUGAGACGAUAGUGUUGUACCAGAGAGGACAGGCAGAGGUGGAGUCGUGUAAGACCCUGAUAACGGAGAUGAGAAAGUCGUACACGUCCGUCAGCGUUAAACAUAAUAUUGUUAGUGGACUCGGUAACCUUGAUGAUGACGCAAUGGGAAAGAUCGUCAUAGACAAACAACCACGACGUUUCCCUCGCAUUCAUUGUGAUCUAGUACCACACUUGUUAGAAGGGAAAGUUAAGGAAAUUGGAAAGUUCAAUAUAAAGACACAAACAGAAAAAAAUAAUUGCUGUGCUUGUGGUGUUGUGUACCUUCCAUGUGAUCAAAUAGUGGUAAGUGAUGCCGACAACAAGAAGCUGAAGCUGUUUACAGACAAAGGACAGUUUCUGGACGAGUUGUCCGUUCGAGGAUGUUCCAAUGAUCUGUGUCUAGUAGACAACAACACUGUGGCGGUCGCUGUCGACAAUCCUAGUGGUAUACAUGUCGUGAAAGUCGAGUCAUCAAAACUUUCCCUGUCGUCUGAGAUUAGGAUGUCAAACGGGGAGGACUGUUGUGGUAUAACAUUUACAGACGGGAGGUUUGUCGUGGGUACAAGAGGAGGAGGAGUAUACAGUGUAACACAGGACGGCGUGACUGACUUGUUACAUCAGUAUAACAGUAAAUGUUACUCACUCACACAUGACCCAGUAAAUGGAGACACACUCGUCAGUGUCUAUAGCAACAUCCCAGGAAACGUCACGGUGUCCAGACUGUCGGCUGAUAAACGUCACACGGACGUGAUGAAGGUUGGCGUCGUGAGGCGUCCCUUCGUGAUAGACGUAGAUAGGGAGGCAAACAUCUACGUAUGUGGUCAUACGUCACACAAUGUCGUACAGAUGUCUGGGGACGGGUUACAAGUCAGGGAACUACUGACGUCCUUGGAUGGGAUGAAGUAUCCAAUGGCAAUUUCUGUAAAUGGUGAUAAGCUUGUGGUCACUAAUUAUGGUGAAAACCAUAUCCGGGUCUUUGAGUUUUACUAACGUUAAUAACAGACACAAGCACGAGCAGAUCCCUUGAGAUGUAUGUUUACCAUAAGAAUCGAAGUGCAUAGUGACAUGUUAUGACUUAAAACAGUAAUAACAUCAUUUUAUGUCCAACUCCAGCUGAUACACCAUCGCCGAAAUUGUUGGGUUCCAAUUAACCAUUACUUAAUUAUUCCUUGUAUCAAAGGAAAUGUAAAACCAUUGCUGUGAUGAUUAUUUAAUCGUACAAACAAUCGUACAAUGCUUGAUAUCAUUAGUUCGAAGUAUAUCUGUAUAAGUUAUGGUCUGAUGUUGUGUUAAUCAACUUGUAGAUGGGAUACUAUUAACAGCAUCCCUUUGUCUCAGUAAGUUGUGGAUUAAAUUCAAUAUAAAGAGCUGGACUGUCUCUUGAAUUUUGUCAUAUGUAGAGCCACACAUCAGGAGAUCAAACAGCCGUGUUUGUAUAUGCUAUUUGCUUCGGGUUGACAGAUUGUAUUCGAUAAUAACUUUAACAGAUAGCAUACAUUACCCUUGUUUUUUCGUUAUUUUGAUUUCUAACUACAGUGUGAUCAGAGUCAUUAGUGAUGAAAACCAUAA